Messenger RNA from Anopheles coustani, 1634 nucleotides. RefSeq names its product histone acetyltransferase type B catalytic subunit (gene Hat1). Bases 137 to 1408 code for a protein of 423 amino acids. NCBI's taxonomy places the organism in Eukaryota, Metazoa, Arthropoda, Insecta, Diptera, Culicidae. Gene Ontology annotation, cellular component: nucleus. Gene Ontology annotation, molecular function: histone binding; histone H4 acetyltransferase activity. The transcript is spliced from 3 exons. The record is from RefSeq and is a predicted model, not a curated record. Gene Ontology annotation, biological process: subtelomeric heterochromatin formation.
AUUUGCUCUUUCUUUUUGAUGCCUGUUUGUAUCUCCCCUGAUUCGCGAAUAAACCUUUCUCAAGUUAAAAGGAGGUUUCUUCUGUGAUUCAAUAUUUGUUACUUCAUUCCAAAAGGAUUCUACUUCAUACAGCACAAUGUCCAACCUUUCCAACCUGAAGGGUUUCGUUAGCCUUGCCAUGGACUGCACCCGCUUCCGGCUGGUGCGGGACGAGGCGGACACGGAAAAUGAAGACCUAACGUUCAAGCCGGAGAUGGCUCAUCAGAUAUUCGGCGAAUCGGAGAGCAUCUUCGGCUACCGCGACUUGCGUAUUGACGUAAUGGCUUCGGCCGGUCCGCUCGAUCUGUUCUUCGACAUCAGCUACUCAAAGAAGGUGGACGAACUGCACAACGAAGGCCUGAAGGCUGACGACGUGGAAAAGUCCCUGGCAAGCAUCGUCGAGGACGGUUGCUACUACACCAGCCUGGACGAGUUUAAGCGGGUGCUCGCCUCGAAAGGUGACAGUUUUAAGCCGCUCGGCACCAAGGUGGACGAGUUUCAGUAUCCGAUCGGCGCGUCCGGAACGUCUGCCGGGGGUUCCAGCCGAAGCGGACAACCACGUACCUUCGAAGUGUACGUGUCCAGCGCCACCGACACCGAGUACAUGAAGUUUCACAGCCGGCUGGAAACUUUCUCGUUCUGGUUUAUCGAUGGAUUCAGCCGGGUCGAGCUCGAUCCGUUCUGGCAGUUUUUUACCGUCUACGAGCGCUACGAGACGGACAACAACAACGGAUCUGCGGCCGAACCGCGGUAUGCCACCGUCGGUUACCUGGCCGCAUACAAGUAUUACUCGUACCCGAACAAAGUUCGUCCGCGCAUCAGUCAAAUUUUAGUGCUGCCACCGUUUCAAAAACUUGGCAUUGCUACACGCUUGAUCGAGCACACCACCUACGAAUAUUUCUCGAAGCUAGAAAACGUGGCCGACAUUACGUACGAGGAGCCAAUCGAAGCGAUCCAGCACAUCCGCUCAGUGAUCGAUGCGAGGCGCUGUAAAGCAUUGCCCGCGUUCACGAAGGAUAAACUGCUGACUGGGCUGUCCAAGGAGAUGCUACAGCAGGCCCGCGAGCAUCACCUCAUCAAUGCAAAGCAGUGCCGCGUCGUGUACGAAAUACUGCGGCUCGGUGCGACGGAUCUCGAUGACGAGGAGCAGUACCGGGCCUACCGGAUCGAGGUGAAGAAGCGCCUGAACAUGAACUACAGCAAACACCGGCGCGACCUGGCUCGGGCCAAGAAGCGAGGUGUCGACGUAACGGCUGCUCUCUGCGGGCUUCCCAGUGUAGCCGAACGGAUCGAAUCGCUCAACGCCGAGUACAAAGAGGUUGAAGAAAUCUACGGCCUGGUGUUGCAAAAGUUGCUCGCUUCGGCGUAGGAAAGUGGUAAAUAGUGAGUAGAAUGCAUGAAACCAGUCCUAAAUUUUACUGUCACCAUUCUUUAACUUAAUUCAUACUGAUUUAGUUGUACGCACAUCUCUAUUGUGUUUAUUGUAAUUUUUUUGUCUCACAUCAAGUCUUACGUCUGUUACAGUUUUUUUUUCUUUUAAACAUUUGUACUCUUUUUCAAUUACUGUCAAUAAACGGAAACAUUUUUGUAAUGCA